AUGAAAGAAAUAACUGAUUAGUCCUUCUAUUAUAGGCAUUAUUUUUUUUUGCUUUCAAAAAAGAAUUAAGAAAUACUCAUGGUAACCAUUCGAGCCGACGAAAUUAGUAAUAUUAUCCGUGAACGUAUUGAGCAAUAUAAUAGAGAAGUAAAGAUUGUAAAUACUGGUACUGUACUUCAAGUAGGCGAUGGCAUUGCUCGUAUUCAUGGUCUUGAUGAAGUAAUGGCAGGUGAAUUAGUAGAAUUUGAAGAGGGGACAAUAGGCAUUGCUUUGAAUUUGGAAUCAAACAAUGUUGGUGUUGUAUUAAUGGGUGACGGUUUGAUGAUACAAGAAGGAAGUUCUGUAAAAGCAACAGGAAGAAUUGCUCAGAUACCGGUGAGUGAGGCCUAUUUGGGUCGUGUUAUAAAUGCCCUGGCUAAACCUAUUGAUGGUAGAGGUGAAAUUUCAGCUUCCGAAUCUCGGUUAAUUGAAUCCCCCGCUCCGGGUAUUAUUUCGCGACGUUCCGUAUAUGAGCCUCUUCAAACGGAGCUUAUUGCUAUUGAUUCGAUGAUCCCUAUAGGACGUGGUCAGCGAGAAUUAAUUAUUGGGGACAGGCAGACUGGUAAAACAGCAGUAGCCACAGGAUAG
Cornus florida is the source of this 627-nucleotide messenger RNA. RefSeq names its product ATP synthase subunit alpha, chloroplastic-like. The transcript has a single exon. Gene Ontology annotation, molecular function: proton-transporting ATP synthase activity, rotational mechanism; ATP binding; ADP binding. Gene Ontology annotation, biological process: proton transmembrane transport; proton motive force-driven ATP synthesis. The record is from RefSeq and is a predicted model, not a curated record. NCBI's taxonomy places the organism in Eukaryota, Viridiplantae, Streptophyta, Magnoliopsida, Cornales, Cornaceae. Bases 79 to 627 code for a protein of 182 amino acids.